AAACCAUGAAUUAUGUGGGACAGCUGGCUGGGCAGGUGAUUGUCACUGUGAAGGAACUCUACAAAGGCAUUAACCAAGCCACUCUGUCCGGAUGCAUCGAUGUCAUUGUGGUACGGCAGCAGGAUGGCACCUAUCAGUGUUCGCCAUUUCACGUUCGGUUCGGGAAGCUGGGAGUCCUGAGAUCCAAGGAGAAAGUGAUUGAUAUAGAAAUCAAUGGCGAUGCAGUGGAUCUUCACAUGAAACUGGGUGACAAUGGAGAAGCUUUCUUUGUGGAGGAGACUGAAGAGGAAUAUGAAAAGCUUCCUGCUUACCUUGCCACCUCACCAAUUCCUACUGAAGAUCAGUUCUUUAAAGAUAUUGACACCCGUUUGGUGAAAUCUGGUGGAAAUGAAAGACCAUCUCAGAGUUCAGACAUCUCACACAUCUUGGACACGGAGAGAGUUUUUGCACCAAGUUCUGUGAAAAAAAAAAAACGAAGGAGAAAGAAAUGUAAACAGGACAGUAAGAAGGAAGACCAGGCCACUUGCCCUGCUGCGGAGGACACCGUGGAUGUGAACCUGAGUUCUGACGAUGACAAGGGGGCCCAGUCAGCAAGAGGAUCCUCAAAUGCUUCCUUAAAGGAAGAAGAAUAUAAAGAGCCUUUGCUUUUCCAUUCUGGGGAUCACUACCCCUUAUCUGAUGGAGACUGGUCCCCUUUAGACAACGCCUAUUCCCCAACGGCAGUGUGUCCUAAGAGCGAUUCAGAGCUGGAGGUGAAACCUGCCGAGAGCCUGCUCAGAUCUGAGUCCCACAUGGAGUGGACGUGGGGCGGGUUCCCAGAGUCCACCAAGGUCAGCAAAAGAGACAGAUCUGACCAUCAUCCUAGGACAGCUACGAUUACACCGUCAGAAAAUACCCAUUUUCGGGUAAUUCCAAGUGAGGACAGCCUCAGCAGUGAGGUUGAAAAGGAUGCUACCAUGGGAGAAACGGUCUGUACCAUAGUGAAACCCAAACCCAGAGCCCUGUGUAAGCAGAUGAGCGAUGCAACUAGAGGUGCAGGACUUGUCGAACCUCUCCUGGAGCCACCUCCGAUUUCAUCUAUGUUAGAUGCAGACCACCUUCCUAACCCCUUGUUGCUGGAGGCUCCCUCAGAAUCAAAACCAGCAGCUAAGGUAGACUCGCCGUCAAAGAAGAAAGGUGUCCACAAGAGAAGCCAACACCAGGGACCUGAUGAUAUUUACCUAGAUGAUUUAAAGGCUCUAGAACCUGAAGUUGCAGCUCUCUAUUUCCCUAAAAGUGAAUCAGACCCCGUCUCCAGGCAGUGGCCCGAGUCUGACACGCCUUCUGGCUCCCAGUCCCCACAGUCCGUGGGAAGCGCGGCCGCUGAUAGUGGCACUGAGUGCCUCUUGGAUUCUACCAUGGACUUGCCCGACGUCACCCUCUCCCUUUGUGGGGGCCUCAGUGAGAACGGAGAAAUUUCUAAAGAAAAAUUCAUGGAGCAUAUCAUUACUUAUCAUGAAUUUGCAGCAAACCCUGGACUUAUAGACAAUCCUAACCUUGUAAUACGGAUAUAUAACCGUUACUAUAACUGGGCUUUGGCUGCUCCCAUGAUCCUUAGCUUGCAAGUGUUCCAGAAGAGUUUGCCUAAGGCCACAGUCGAGUCCUGGGUCAAAGAUAAGAUGCCAAAGAAAUCUGGUCGCUGGUGGUUUUGGCGUAAGAGAGAAAGCAUGACCAAACAGCUGCCGGAGGCCAAGGAAGGGAAAUCCGAGGUGCUGCCGACAAGUGACCUGCCGUCAGGCGCAAAGGAGCCGGCCAGUGGCAGGUCAGCCGAGGAUGACUCUUCGAGUGACGAGGGAUCACAGGAGCUCGAGGAAUCAAUCAAAGUGGACCCUGUCCCCACAGAGCCCCCGAGCCACAGCGGCACGACCUCAUAUAAGAAGUCUCUUCGACUCUCCUCAGACCAGAUUGCAAAACUGAAGCUCCAAGAUGGCCCAAAUGAUGUUGUGUUUAGUAUUACAACCCAGUAUCAAGGUACCUGCCGCUGCGCAGGGACCAUUUACCUGUGGAACUGGAAUGACAAGGUCAUCAUUUCAGAUAUCGAUGGAACAAUAACUAAGUCUGAUGCUUUGAGACAGAUUCUUCCACAGCUGGGUAAAGACUGGACUCAUCAGGGUAUAGCAAAGCUCUACCAUUCCAUCAACGAGAAUGGCUACAAAUUUCUGUACUGUUCCGCCCGUGCCAUCGGCAUGGCUGACAUGACCCGUGGCUACCUACACUGGGUCAAUGACAAGGGCACGAUCUUGCCCCGGGGCCCUCUGAUGCUGUCCCCCAGCAGCUUGUUCUCGGCCUUCCACAGGGAAGUGAUAGAAAAGAAACCAGAGAAGUUCAAAAUUGAGUGUCUGAAUGACAUCAAGAAUCUGUUUGCCCCGUCUAAGCAGCCCUUCUACGCUGCCUUUGGAAACCGUCCCAAUGAUGUCUAUGCUUACACACAAGUUGGAGUUCCAGACUGCAGAAUAUUCACUGUGAACCCCAAGGGUGAAUUAAUACAAGAAAGGACCAAAGGAAACAAGUCAUCGUAUCACAGACUGAGCGAGCUCGUGGAGCAUGUAUUCCCACUCCUCAGUAAGGAACAGAAUUCCGCAUUUCCAUGCCCAGAGUUCAGCUCCUUCUGCUACUGGCGAGACCCGAUCCCCAAAGUGGACCUGGAUGACCUGGCCUGAGGUGGCACCUCAGGAGGAGGCCCUCAGUCACUCGCCUGGAGCAAGGGAAAGCGACGGGCGGUUCUGCUGGACAGAGGACACUGGGCUCUCCUCUGAGCCACAGGUGUGGAACAGGACACAUGUUACCAGGCAGGUGCUGGCACGGACAGAGAGAGCUCCUGGAGCUGGAGCUGCCGCCCUCCUUUGCCUCCAUGGACUUGGCCGGGUCGCAGCUCAGUGCAGCUCAGCGCCCCGGCGGGACAAGUGAGGGAGCUUGGACCUGAGCUUGGAGGCUGGGCACCUGUCACUGGUUCGUCCUCACACAUGCUCUGUGUCAAGUUGUAUACUGGGUGCUCCUUUAACUGAAUAAUUUAAAAGGAAGAAAAAAGAA
Molecule: messenger RNA, 3069 nt
Organism: Equus quagga
Lineage: Eukaryota; Metazoa; Chordata; Mammalia; Perissodactyla; Equidae
Product: phosphatidate phosphatase LPIN2-like
Exons: 1
Coding region: 6-2699 (897 amino acids)
Biological process (GO): triglyceride biosynthetic process; positive regulation of transcription by RNA polymerase II; cellular response to insulin stimulus
Cellular component (GO): nucleus; cytosol; endoplasmic reticulum membrane
Molecular function (GO): phosphatidate phosphatase activity; transcription coactivator activity
Source: RefSeq, a predicted model, not a curated record